AUGGAAGGAGACACUAGGACACAGAGAAAGAGAGAAAGAGAGAGACAGAAAAAGAAAUAAACAGAGAAUUUUUUUGAAUUAACAGAGAGAGAGAGAGAGAGAGAAGAGCGUUGUGAAAAAAAAUGGGAGAUGUUGUGUUGUUUGUGGAUGAUUUGAAAUCAAAUUAUGCAAUUUCAUACUGUAGAAUUUGUCACGAAGAAGAAUUAGAGAGCUGUAAGAGCUUGGAAGCUCCUUGUGCUUGUUCAGGAACCGUUAAGUUUGCACACAGAGAUUGCAUACAGAGGUGGUGCAACGAGAAGGGGAGCACAACCUGUGAAAUAUGUCUCCAGCAAUAUGAACCAGGAUACACGGCACCUUCAAAGAAGUCUCAGCUGAUUGAUGCAGGGGUAACAAUUAGCAGAGAGAGCCUGCAAAUUCCAAGAAGAGAGGAAGAGGAGGCGGAGGAAAUAAGCCCAAGGUUGGCGGCCGUGAGCGAGUACUCGGAGUGCACGUCCGGGGAAAACAGAGGCGCGUCUUGCUGUCGAACGUUGGCGCUGAUUUUUACAGUAAUCUUGCUAGUGAGACAUCUCUUUGCUGUGCUUAGUGGUGGAACGGAAGAUUACCCCUUCACACUUCUUACUGUACUUAUUCUAAGGGCUAGUGGAAUUAUUCUCCCAAUGUUGAUAUUGAUGCGGACAAUCACAGCCAUUCAUAAUAGCCUCCGGAGUCAGUAUGAGGAUACCGAUGAUGACACCUCAAACUUCGAGGGAGACGGCGAAGAAGACGAACAGCAGCAUCAUGCAGUCUAAUGCUGCUCUUUAUUUAUGAUCUUUCGUUGGUUGAAUUGUAUCAGGGCAUUAUAUCAUUGCUCACUUUGUCAAAACUCCAUUUUUGGGGGGUUUACAAAUGAAAAAGGAAAAAAAAAAAAAAAAAGCAUUCUUUCUAGAUAUUCAGGUAGAGUAGAUCCCUGUUUGCACUAUCAAGUUCGGUAUAUAACAGAUUUCUUCUGCCCCACCCACCACCCACCCAAAGAUUUACCCAAAGAUUAAAAUAAAACACUAAAAGAUGGAAACAUUGCAACAGCUACACUGGCCAGUUGGAUUAACGACCUAACUUUUACCUAUAUAUAUUCACUUCAAAAACAAGCAACCCAAGUCCUAAAUAAAUGAGCAAAAUGCCAACAACCUUUUGGUUUGUUGGCUAAAAGUUGAACCCACUACAUUGACACUGACAUUCAACUGUUGUUUACAGCAGGAACACCACUUUCCUUCCAUUUCAGGCAUAAACAACUAAGCUUGCUUCGAAAUUUUCUCACAUAAUUUCUAUACAAAAAUGUUGGUGUGUCCAACUUACCAGAAAGUCUGGCGGAAAUCGGGUUAGACUUGAGUCGUUCGAAUCGUCCGAUUCUAUCUCACAUGUUCUAUCAAGCACAGGCAGAGAUUUGCCUCACAUCACAUCAGGUGAUUUUGAAGUAUGAAAGCAGUGCUCCAACAAAAUUGGCAAUGACUUGGUACCGUCCAAGGUAGAUUCUGAAUAUACAUAAUUAACUGCUGAAGGGCCACCAAGUCUCACAAGGCAAUAUUUUCAAUCAGUUCAAAUUUUCUGUAGGAGUAUUUGUGCUCUAUGUUGAAGUUCAGUCAGGGAGCUAGUGCCAAUGCUCUCAGGAGACUUGUGCCAACUCAAAUUUGCUGCAAUAUCCAUAAACUUUUGGACAAAUUCUACCAUUUCGUCAACCAAA
Molecule: messenger RNA, 1717 nt
Organism: Alnus glutinosa
Lineage: Eukaryota; Viridiplantae; Streptophyta; Magnoliopsida; Fagales; Betulaceae
Exons: 7
Coding region: 123-788 (221 amino acids)
Biological process (GO): protein ubiquitination
Cellular component (GO): membrane
Molecular function (GO): ubiquitin-protein transferase activity; zinc ion binding
Source: RefSeq, a predicted model, not a curated record